AUGCAGAAGGGGAUCCGGCUGAACGAUGGCCACGUCGCGUCUCUGGGACUGCUGGCGCGCAAGGACGGCACGCGCAAAGGCUACCUGAGCAAGCGGAGUUCGGACAACACAAAAUGGCAAACCAAGUGGUUCGCGCUGCUGCAGAACCUGCUCUUCUACUUCGAGAGCGACUCGAGCUCGCGGCCCUCGGGGCUCUACCUGCUGGAGGGCUGCGUCUGCGACCGCGCGCCCUCCCCCAAGCCUGCGCUCUCGGCCAAGGAGCCGCUGGAGAAACAGCAUUAUUUCACGGUCAACUUCAGCCACGAGAACCAGAAAGCCCUGGAGCUGAGGACAGAGGAUGCCAAGGAUUGUGAUGAGUGGGUGGCAGCCAUCGCUCACGCCAGCUACCGGACUCUGGCCACGGAGCAUGAGGCGCUGAUGCAGAAGUACCUGCACCUGCUGCAGAUCGUGGAGACAGAGAAGACGGUGGCCAAGCAGCUGCGGCGGCAGAUCGAGGACGGGGAGACCGAGAUCGAGCGGCUGAAGGCAGAGAUCGCGUCCCUGCUCAAGGACAAUGAGCGCAUCCAGUCCACCCAGACCGUCACCCCCAACGAUGAGGACAGCGACAUCAAGAAGAUCAAGAAGGUGCAGAGCUUCCUACGGGGCUGGUUAUGUCGGCGCAAGUGGAAGACCAUCAUCCAGGACUACAUCCGCUCACCCCACGCCGACAGCAUGCGCAAGAGGAACCAGGUGGUGUUCAGCAUGCUGGAGGCCGAGGCCGAAUACGUGCAGCAGCUGCACAUCCUGGUCAACAAUUUCCUGCGCCCGCUGCGGAUGGCAGCCAGCUCCAAGAAGCCCCCCAUCACACACGAUGACGUCAGCAGCAUCUUCCUGAACAGCGAGACCAUCAUGUUCCUGCACCAGAUCUUCUACCAAGGCCUGAAGGCCCGCAUCUCCAGCUGGCCCACCCUGGUCCUGGCGGACCUGUUCGACAUCCUGCUGCCCAUGCUGAACAUCUACCAGGAGUUCGUCCGCAACCACCAGUACAGCCUGCAGAUCCUGGCGCACUGCAAGCAGAACCGCGACUUCGACAAGCUGCUGAAGCACUACGAGGCCAAGCCCGACUGCGAGGAGCGCACCCUGGAGACCUUCCUCACCUACCCCAUGUUCCAGAUUCCCAGGUACAUCCUGACGCUGCAUGAGCUCCUGGCUCACACCCCUCAUGAGCAUGUGGAGCGCAACAGCCUGGACUACGCCAAAUCCAAACUGGAGGAACUGUCCAGGAUAAUGCAUGACGAAGUGAGUGAGACGGAGAACAUCCGGAAAAACCUCGCCAUUGAGCGCAUGAUUAUUGAAGGCUGCGAGAUCCUGCUGGAUACCAGCCAGACUUUUGUGAGACAAGGCUCCCUCAUCCAGGUGCCCAUGUCUGAGAAGGGCAAGAUCACCAGGGGCCGCCUGGGGUCUCUCUCCCUGAAGAAGGAGGGCGAGCGGCAGUGUUUCCUGUUCUCCAAGCAUCUGAUUAUCUGCACCAGGGGCUCUGGUGGGAAGCUCCACCUGACCAAGAAUGGGGUCAUCUCCCUCAUCGACUGCACCCUGCUGGAGGACCCAGAGAACACGGAGGAAGACGCCAAAGGAUCCAACCAAGACAUAGACCACUUGGAUUUUAAGAUCGGGGUGGAGCCCAAGGAUUCCCCGCCUUUCACGGUCAUUCUUGUGGCCUCGUCCAGACAGGAGAAGGCGGCGUGGACCAGUGACAUCAGCCAGUGUGUGGAUAACAUCCGGUGCAACGGGCUGAUGAUGAAUGCAUUCGAGGAGAACUCCAAGGUCACCGUGCCGCAGAUGAUCAAGUCCGACGCCUCCUUGUACUGCGAUGACGUGGACAUUCGCUUUAGCAAGACCAUGAACUCCUGCAAAGUGCUGCAGAUCCGCUACGCCAGCGUGGGGCGGCUGCUCGAGAGGCUGACGGACCUGCGCUUCCUGAGCAUCGACUUCCUCAACACAUUUCUGCACUCCUACCGCGUCUUCACCACCGCCGUCGUGGUCCUGGACAAGCUCAUCACCAUCUACAGGAAGCCCAUCAGCGCCAUCCCCGCCAGGUCGCUGGAGCUCUUGUUCGCCAGUGGUCAGAACAACAAGCUUCUAUAUGGUGACCCUCCCAAGUCCCCGCGCGCCACGCGCAAGUUCUCCUCACCGCCGCCCCUGUCCAUCACCAAGACGUCGUCCCCCAGCCGCCGGCGGAAGCUGUCCCUGAACAUCCCCAUCAUCACGGGUGGCAAGGCUCUGGACCUGGCCGCCCUCAGCUGCAGCUCCAACGGCUACACCAGCCUGUGCUCGGCCGUGUCGCCCUUCAGCAAGGCCACCUUGGACACCAGCAAGCUCUACGUGUCCAGCAGCUUUGCCAACAAGAUCCCGGACGAGAGCGACACGGCCGCUGAGAAGCCCGAAGAGCCCGCGGCUCUCAGCAAGCAGAGCUCAGACGUCUGCGUGAGGGAAGAGUCGGACAGCGACCAAAACCAGAGUGACGACGGUGACACGGAGGCCUCACCCACCAAGUCGCCAACGACGCCAAAGUCCAUCAAAAGCAAAAGUCCCUCAGAGUUCCCCCUCUUUUCCUACAACAACGGGGUUGUCAUGACCUCGUGUCGGGAACUGGACAACACGCGCAGUGCCCUGUCAGCGGCCUCUGCCUUUGCCAUAGCCACGGCGGGAGCCAACGAGAGCACCCCAAACAAGGAGAAGUACCGGAGGAUGUCCCUGGCCAGCACAGGGUUUCCCCCCGACCAGAGGAACGGGGACAAGGAGUUCGUGAUCCGCCGAGCAGCCACCAACCGCGUCCUGAACGUGCUCCGCCACUGGGUCUCCAAACACUCUCAGGACUUUGAGACCAACGACGAGCUCAGAUGCAAGGUGAUCAGCUUCCUGGAGGAGGUCAUGCACGACCCCGAGCUGCUGACCCAGGAGAGAAAGGCUGCGGCCAACAUCAUCAGGACGCUGACCCAGGAGGACCCGGGCGACAACCAGAUCACGCUGGAGGAGAUCACACAGAUGGCCGAAGGCGUGAAGGCAGAGCCCUUUGAAAACCACUCGGCCCUGGAGAUCGCGGAGCAGCUGACCCUGCUAGACCACCUCGUCUUCAAGAAGAUCCCUUAUGAGGAGUUCUUCGGACAGGGCUGGAUGAAACUGGAGAAGAACGAACGGACCCCUUACAUCAUGAAGACCACUAAGCAUUUCAAUGACAUCAGCAACUUGAUUGCUUCAGAAAUCAUCCGCAAUGAGGACAUCAAUGCAAGAGUGAGCGCCAUCGAGAAAUGGGUGGCCGUGGCCGACAUAUGCCGCUGCUUACACAACUAUAAUGCUGUGCUGGAGAUCACCUCGUCCAUGAACCGGAGCGCAAUAUUCCGGCUGAAAAAGACGUGGCUCAAAGUCUCUAAGCAGACAAAAGCUUUGAUUGAUAAGCUCCAAAAGCUUGUAUCAUCAGAGGGCAGAUUUAAGAAUCUGAGAGAAGCUCUGAAAAAUUGUGACCCCCCCUGUGUCCCUUACCUGGGGAUGUACCUCACCGACCUGGCCUUCAUCGAAGAGGGGACGCCCAAUUACACGGAGGACGGCCUGGUCAACUUCUCCAAGAUGAGAAUGAUAUCUCAUAUUAUCCGAGAGAUUCGCCAGUUUCAACAAACUGCAUAUAAAAUAGAACACCAAGUGAAGGUGACCCAGUACCUGCUGGACCGGUCCUUCGUGAUGGACGAGGAAAGCCUCUACGAGUCCUCUCUCCGCAUGGAGCCCAAACUGCCCACCUGAAGCCGGCCGGCCCCAGCCGCGCCACGGACACGCGCUGUGUGACGUUGUACAUAGUCGUCUGGUUCCUGGAUUUUCCUCUUUAGUAUGUGCUUCUCCAAGAACACCAGUCCGUUCUCGUUCUUAGAUUCCUGUAGACCGGAAUAGGCGCUCGGCUCCGUUUCCGACGUCACCCUUCCCCGCGUCCCGCAGCUCCUGGUUCUUUCCAACGACGACGUCCGAGUCUUCCCGGCCCCUCGCUCUCUCGGAAGGGAGGACGGAGCCCGUGCAGACGCGAGCCUGGGCACCGUCCUGCUUCCGGCCCGCCCCGGCCCCGGCCCCCGGGCUGCGUCCGCCCCCCACCCCCGGGUGCCCUCCCAGCAUGUUCCAUGUAGUUGUUCUAACUGGGGGGUGGGGGGAGGCGGGAGGGGACCGCACCCUGAAGUCCAGUCAUUCACAGAUCUUCCCGCUGACGGUGAUGCCAAUUUCCAAAGCAGCUUUUUCAGCCAAAAUCACAGGGGUCCAAGCUCCCCCGUCUCCCGGUAACCCGGACGGAGGGGUGUCCCCUCCACUGAGGACCAUGCCCCGUGACACCAGCACCACCACCUCGCGCCGGCACUGCGUGCUGCGCGCUCUAGGACUCACACCAGGUAGCAUGAGUAGCCGUCUCCGUGAACCCGGGCGAGGCCCCGGAGCACCCCGAGGGACAUGGAGUCACAACACCAGGUCGCGCUGGCCUGCACUGACCGCGGCCCGGCGUUCACUGCAAGUCGGGGACACAGAACACGUCACUCCUCCUCUCCUAGCUGCCCAAUGGUCACUCCAAGCUUCCGUUGAGAUGCUCUGAGUCUGUCUGCUUUGUGAAAAUAGUACCACACCGUAGAACUAGGGAAUCAAUAACCGAGUGUUUUUAUCGCAUAUACUGUGGUCCUGUCUGAGCGCCUUCUAGCAGGAAUAUAGUACCGUAGUGCUUAUUCUGUGAAUACUACCGUCGAUUUUUUACACUGUACAGUAGAGAGCGCGGGUUCACUCAAGCGGCAGGCAUGCUCAUGACGACAGACAAACAACUUUUGCUGUAAGCAAUACCUAGUGGUAUGAGAAUUCUAUUUCAAGUCCUACAAUAUUUCAACUUACAGCUUGUUUGGAAAAAAAAGAAAUUUCCAUUUUUGUAAAAAUAUAUGUUUCCUGAUUACCUCUUGCUAAUAAAUCUCUUCUAUCUCAGGGUGAA
Molecule: messenger RNA, 4978 nt
Organism: Callorhinus ursinus (northern fur seal)
Lineage: Eukaryota; Metazoa; Chordata; Mammalia; Carnivora; Otariidae
Gene: RASGRF1
Product: Ras protein specific guanine nucleotide releasing factor 1
Biological process (GO): Ras protein signal transduction
Cellular component (GO): plasma membrane
Molecular function (GO): guanyl-nucleotide exchange factor activity
Source: RefSeq, a predicted model, not a curated record